Molecule: messenger RNA, 5498 nt
Organism: Schistocerca cancellata (South American locust)
Lineage: Eukaryota; Metazoa; Arthropoda; Insecta; Orthoptera; Acrididae
Gene: dac
Product: dachshund homolog 2
Exons: 14
Coding region: 404-2812 (802 amino acids)
Source: RefSeq, a predicted model, not a curated record
GCGCGAGGUGCGUCGUUUUUGUCUGUGAUUUCGCCGACGAGUCGGAGCAGAAGUCGUGCACAAUAGCUGGGCAGAAGCACAGUGGUCGCGACGCGGGCCGCAGCUCCCCUCCAAUCGUGUGUAGGCUGCCCCCACCCGGCGGCCGGGCCGACCCGCGGCCGGCAGACACACACGCGCCACACUCACUGCGCCAGCAGCGACCGCGUGGCUUUUGCCCCUACGACUGCGAGCAGCGACUCGACUCCGUGCCCGCGGCCGUGCGACUGUGUGUGUGUUGUGUGACUGACAGCAGCGGCAUGGCGCUACCAGCCGUCGCAGGACGCGAGUGAUAUGUUAGGUGCUUAGGUGUCUGGCGCGCGUGUGUAUGUGAGAGCGGACAGUGGACAGCUACGGCGCCUCUCGGAUGAGUCAGACUCUGGCCUGUAACAUGAGCAUGGAUUCGGUGAUGGACUCGUCGUCGACGAACAGCGAGCACAGCAGCAACGCGUCCUCGGCGUCGCCGCCGGUGGUGAUCAAGCCGCCGCUGACGCCGCCCCCGCAGCCACCGCCCCCGCCGCCACCGCAGCAGCACAGCCCGCUGAGCAUGGUGCGGCACCCCGGAAGCCCGCCGGGGGCGGCGCCGCCCACGCCGGGCCAGCAGCUGAGCCCGCCGCCCGUGUCGACGCCGAGCGCGAUGGGCGGCGGAGGCCCGCUGUCCCGCAUGCCGCCGCUGCCGCCGCCCAGCCUGGGGCUGCUCAACAGCCUGGGCGGCGCCGGGCUGAUGCACCACUCGCCGCUGGACCUCAUGGCCGCCGCCCACCACGGCGCCGGCGGCCCUCCGCGGUCCUACAACUCGCCGCCGCCCAUCUCGACGUCGGACCCGACGGCCAACGAGUGCAAGCUGGUGGACUACCGCGGCCAGAAGGUGGCCGCCUUCAUCAUCGCGGGCGACACCAUGCUGUGCCUGCCGCAGGCGUUCGAGCUGUUCCUCAAGCACCUGGUGGGCGGCCUGCACACCGUCUACACCAAGCUGAAGCGCCUCGACAUCGUGCCGCUCGUCUGCAACGUGGAGCAGGUGCGCAUCCUGCGAGGCCUCGGCGCCAUCCAGCCGGGCGUCAACCGCUGCAAGCUGCUCUCCUGCAAGGACUUCGACGUGCUGUACCGCGACUGCACCACCGCCAGCUCGUUGUCCUUUCGCUGUCGAAGAAACGCGCUCAUGCCCUACUUCAAUCAGCAACUUUGCCCUCGUCGGGAUACGAACCAACAGAACGACUUAGACGAAGCGGGCAACCCGUUCCACCACCAGCUCGCCUCCAGGCCUGGGCGGCCGCCGAAGCGGGCGUCUGUGGGGCUGAGCAUCGCCGCCUCGCACCUGGCGCCGCACCACCACGCGCUCAAGAAGCACCGCCUCGACAACGGCGACUACCCCGGCUACGAGAACGGACACCUCGCCGAGCCGCCGCGCAUGGAGAAGUCUCCGCUGCUGGCCAACGGGUACAACCAGCCGCCGACGCACCUCAACCACAUGCAGUUCCUGCCGCUCAACCACCACCCCGCGGCGGCGCACACCGCCAUCCUGUCGCCUGCGGGGCUGCCGCACCACGGCAUGCAGCGCGCCGACGGCUCCAUCAUCAAGGGCCAGCCCGCCAUGCCCGGCAUGGAGGCCAUCGCCAGGUCCGGUAUUUGGGAAAACUGUCGGGCUGCCUACGAAGACAUCGUCAAACAUCUAGAAAGGCUCAGAGAAGAGCGCGGCGAGACGGAACGGGCCUUGGCGUUGGACCACAAGGUGCGGGACCUCAGUUCGCACAACGGCUCGAGCAACGGCCACUCGCCGGUGCUGAACCUGAGCAAGAGCGGCGCGGGCUCCGGCGGCGAGCACUCGGGCAGCGAGGCGGGGCACACGGCGGAGCCCGACGACGAGGAGGACGACGAGAACGUCAGCGACGUCGACGACGACGACGACAAGGACGCGGGCGAGCUGAGCGACGCGGGCGAGAUGGCGGGCCCGCACCCGGGCUCGGAGUCGCCGCACGCGCUCAACUACUCUGCGCUGGGCGCCGCCGGGGUGCCCACCGCGGAGGGAGUCUCCUCCACAGAGACGCUGCUGCGCAACAUCCAGGGGCUGCUCAAGGUCGCCGCCGACAACGCGCGCCAGCAGGAGCGGCAGAUCAACUACGAGAAGACCGAACUGAAGAUGGACGUUCUGAGAGAACGCGAGGUUAAGGAGAGUCUGGAACGCCAGUUGCUGGACGAGCAGAAGAUCAGGGUGCUGUACCAGAAGCGGCUGAAGAAGGAGCGCAAGGCGCGCCGGCGGCUCCAGGAACAGCUGGAACUGGAGAUGAAGCGACGGGCGCAGCUGGAGGAGGCGCUCAAGGCGAGCGGCGCCGCGCCGGACACGCUGCGCGUGCUCAGCACCUCGUCGCUGCAGUCCGCCAAGCCAGAGGGCAGCGGCGCCGGCGCCGGCUCUGGCGGGGAACACCGCGUGCCCGCCGACCAAUCGGAGCCCGCCUACCCCCGACAGCCGCCCGCGCACGUGCCGGAGCCACCUAGCGAGAAGCAGUGGAACUACUCGGGACUGGACCUGAUGGGCUCCGGGGCGGCGUUCUGGCAGAACUACUCCGGUCAGUACCAGUACCACAAAUACUUGCCGGCGGUGACGGAGUCUUUGGCACAGGAGCUCGAGUUAGAGAGAAAAUCGCGCCAACAGCAACAACAGCAGCAACAGCAACAGCAACAGCAGCAGCAACACGCCGAGAGGGACGUCAAGUCGCCCCUGCAAGAAUCACGUGCUGGAUACUACAAGAAUUCAGUUCUGUUCACGAGCGCAACCUAGUUCGGCCAGUGGGGGCAGUAACGUACCAUCCACCAGCUGGACGCCGGUUACGUCUUACGAUGAUUGUGUUGCCUUUGAUUUUUGCGUCAGUGUUAAUGCAACUUAACGCUACAUAGUGAUUUUGCGAAAACAGAAGAGGGAAGUUAGUAGAUCUCACAGUUUUAACGUAGGUACGAGUUUAGUGGUAAGCACUGCCUCAGUACGGGAAGAAAGACAUCUUGUUUUUAAGUCUGAGAAGAAACGGAAGCAUAGAACUCUGUAACUACAGUGUGAAACCGUACGCCACCGCAAGUGCCGAGCAACAAAUUGGACACACAGUGGCUUAGCGUAUGGUGUUAUAUGGACUGUGGGUUAGCUGAAAGCGUUUCCAGGUGAUAUGAUUUGGUUCCACAGGCGACUUACUAUUCAGUUCGAUGAAACGCAGAGACAACCAAACAGUGAAAAAUGUAUUUAUCAGAUUAACAUUUAUUUAUUUAUUUCACGAUGUGUUUUCCACCGACGGAUACGACGAGAUGUCUUGAUACGUACAUUAAAUGGCCCCUGUGAAGGUUGCAAUUGCUUGCUGCUAAUUGUAACAGUGGUACUGGGGCCGGGAAAGGCAUGCGGACUUAAGAAGUAGCGUUGCCGAGUGGUUGUAAACAGAAAAAGUUUUUACGUGACUGUUAUUAUUAUGAAAUACUUAAGUUAUAAAGAAGGCUGUUACAUGCAUUGUCGGUAAAACUCUCGUUUUACUUACACAGCAAAGGCUGGUUAGAAGUAAUUAAAUGCAUUGAAAUGUUUAACAUGUUUUCAAGCUUUUCCUACUUAACGGGCGUUGAUUGAUUGUGCUUAAGUUUUGGAGAUGAACUAUUGCGUCCGAUUUCUAAGAACUAGUAGCAGAUGGAGACCACAUAUCGUAGAAGCUCUUGAAACUGGUUCUAGAUUUUCGGGAAGGUGAUGUGUAAUGAAUAUAUCUACGAGACAGAACUAAUACAACUGACUGUAUGAAUAUAAUAACAUACUUAUUAAUUAUAACUUAUUAUACAUCUUUUAAACACUGUGUGAGUGGAAAGACGACUUGUGAAGGUGACUUUCUGUAUGACAGUGCAAAUUAAAUUAGAUAGCUUACCUGGAUUGUGAAAGUUGAAGUAGUUACUGUUCAAAUGCAAGAGCGAAAUAAACUGCAAAUUAAAGCAUUCUGCAGUUAAUAAGAGGGAUCUCUGACAUCCUUCAACUGCAUACUUGAUGUGUACAAAAAAAAUUAAAAUGUGUGAAUGGGAUGAUAAAUUUCGUUCAGAAAAGAUUUUAUGUAGCUAUUUAUGAUUGAGUGAAAAGAGGCAUAUUGAAAUGAUUGUGAACUUGAUUUUAAUGUAAUACACACGAAUCAUCUUGUAGUAAAUAAUUACAAUAUUAUCUAUAUUACAAAUAUAUAUAAACAAAGUAAUAGGCUUCGUAAUUCCUUGUAAAUGGUUGUUAUUACAUGCAUUUAAAUGAGUAAAAGGAACAAAUUCUCUUUGUACAUGGUAGUAUUUCAUAAAACAAAACUGGCUUCUUAUUUCUAAAACCCAUUCUUCAGAUAUCUGCCGUAGUAAUGUAAAACAUUAUCCUCUGUAUAUUGUCAGUGUUGCACAAUAACAGUCUAGUAUUAAAUAGAGGAACUGUAAUUAAUUGUAUGGGAUUUUGAGCAUGCUGUUAUAAUUUUCCAUAGUUUCAUCUACUGCAUGUCUAAGGUUUAACACCCAACAUUAACUUAUGGUACACAAUAUAAGAAAACUAUCAGUCAAAACAAAUAAUAAUCCGAAAGUGCGAAAGCAAUAACUUUCCAGUAAGGACUGUGUAUUGUUGUACCAUUUGUAAUGUCUGUUUACACAUAGAUUUUUCUACAAGCUUUUAAAAAUAAUUUUAGAACUUCCUUUAUUUAGCUCAUUAUGCUGAGUACUGGUACUUUAAAGUUUAUUCUUUAUGAUUUAUAUAAUUUCUCUCAAAUUAGGCAAAUUUAGUUCUGAUUCUAAAACCAUAUAAGUAUAUAAUACAAAUAUAUUUAUAUGUAUGAACAUUACAUUUCAUAUGCUUUCGAUUGUGGAGGUGUUGUCCUAUAUAACAGAGCGAUUUUGCAUGCAUAUGCACCGAAAUAAAGUCAUUGUUUUAUAUCAAACUUUAAAUUUAAUGAUAUUGUAAAAUGAUGGUGAUAACUAAUAAACCCCUGCAAUGUAUUGGUGUCUGCAUGUGGCAUCUCUAGAUUACAGUUGCUUCUUGUUCCCUAUUUGCAAAUAAAAGAAUUUGUUAUGUGUUAAAUUGUAACUUUUUGUUGUAUAUCAGUACAACCCACUAGCAACUUCUUUCACAAAAUAAAAUGACUCUGCAACAACUAUAAUUUUCAACACCAGUAUACGGUUCUGUAGACAAUCACAUUCAUAUCUGAUUGCUCCACUGAAAUCUUGAAGGAGAAACUGCAGGAACAGUUUUACAUAGCCUAUUCCUUUCAAAUACAUCAUUUUUAGUUUCAUAAAUGUAAUAUUUAAAGUGUCUAAAAUUGACAUGUUUGUGUUGUUUUGUACCGAAGUGUUUCAGUUAAACUUUGUGUAAGCGUAUGUUAAGUGUCAGAAAAAAAAUAACAAACUGCUACUGUACUUAAGUGAUUUAACUAUAUUCGGUUUCAAAAUAAUUUGUGUUCUGAAAUAAUAAACACUUUAUUACUGAAAUGAGA